CGAGACACGAGACACGAGACACGAUUCUGCCAAGCGCAGCACCAAGUGGGCUGCAGGACCGUGGAUGCAAGUCAGAGCUCGCUCCUCGCACGUGGUGCCACGCCCGCUGCCACGCCGGGUGUCGCUGGAGCCAAGUUGGGCCAAGUUUGGCCAAGGAGGCUUGUCUGCUUCCCUUCUUCUCUUGUCUUUGUUGUCUUUGUUUCUCGCUCAACCUACUUUGCUCGGGGCCAUGACUCAGUUCGACCCGGUCCUGCAUUCUAGUUUCCGAUUUGAAGCGGUUAGUUGCGAUGCCAUGAUGGUGAAUGCAUUUGCAAUGGAGACGACAAUGUCUGCAGUAUAGACGUUAGCGCACAGCUGCCGUCGCGAGGCGGCAUGGGCUGUCCAAGGCUGGAGGCCACUGAGUGCACUGGAACCGAAAUUACCUGACACACUGGUCCGGUCCAACUGUCACGUUGCUUUCCUCCGAGGCCGAAGGUCCACUAGUUCGUCUCGCUUGACCGGGGUGAGAUGCCACUGUCUGGCCAGCUAAAGCACCGCUAGUGGACAGAACC
Molecule: messenger RNA, 551 nt
Organism: Aspergillus uvarum CBS 121591
Lineage: Eukaryota; Fungi; Ascomycota; Eurotiomycetes; Eurotiales; Aspergillaceae
Exons: 2
Coding region: 65-340 (91 amino acids)
Source: RefSeq, a predicted model, not a curated record